AAAUAACCCAAUCAUAAUACCUCCUUAGCCAACACUUUUUGUUUGCCAAUAUUUUCUUUCAUUUUCUUGCAAAGACAGAGACCAUGGAAUACCCUCUCGGUUCUAUAUUCAGUUAUCAAGAAAGUUCUGAUCAAUUGAGGCUGAAGCUCAUAGACACAAUUGCUGAACUUGAAAACACAAGGAAUGUGAAGGAUGAAUUGCUCAACAUGCUUGAAAUAGCUUAUAAAGAAAGAGACCAAGCUAGAGAACAACUUCAAAUUCUGGUGAAGAAAUUGGCCUCUUCUAACUCAAACAUGUUUUAUGAAGUCCAACAAAACAACAACAACAACAACGUUGUAAUGUUUCAAUCUACCAAAGCAAAGUCAAGUAUUACAGAAUCUAAUAGUCCAUCACACGUGUCAUCUCCUGUUGAUUCCUUUAUUGAAGCUGUCUCUUCUCCUGAAUUUUCAAAUGUUGGUGUUGAUUCACAUAACAAAUAUUUUUUCAACCAAACUUUGGUUCAUGACGAGGUUGAUGUUGCAAGUAGGGUGGUUGAUUCUCUUGCAAGAGGAAAAGUGUUACCACAAAAAGGUAAACUUCUUGAUGCUGUAAUUAAUGCUGGUCCAUUGCUUCAAAAUCUUGUUCUUUCCGGGCCACUUCCUACUUGGAAAAAUCCACCUCCUUUGAGUUCUAUAAAAAUUCCACCUUUUUCUGUUGAAGAAGACAUUGAUGAGCUCAACUUAUUUCAGAAUUCAACACAUCCAUCGUUUCACUCUUCUGGAUCAUUGCCAAUUCGGAAUGCUGCUGAUGUCACACCUAGCUCUUGCAACAAUGCAUGGCAGUUUACUUCAAGUUCUAGUCUUAAGAAACAAAAGCAUCAAUGUUUUUGAUUAAAUGGAGUUACAAAUGUUGCACUGACACUUCAAUUGAAGAUGUUUCUGUGUUGUGUCUGACACGACAUUGACACGUUUUUUUUUUUUUGUUGAUAAGCUUUGACAUUUUUUUAAUGAUACAUGUUUUAGUAUGUUAAAUGUUAUGUUAAUUUUAUCUUUUUCAAGACUUGAACCCUAAAUUUUUAACUCCCCAACUCCUUUAAUUGCUUAGUUCAAACCAGUUGAACUACCAAACCCCCCUAUAAGCUAACAUUGACACGGAUGAUUACAUUCAAUUAGUUAAAAAUUUUCGAACAUGUCCGACUAUUCAU
This is a messenger RNA of Medicago truncatula (barrel medic), 1183 nucleotides long. RefSeq lists its product as uncharacterized. The record is from RefSeq and is a predicted model, not a curated record. Bases 84 to 869 code for a protein of 261 amino acids. NCBI's taxonomy places the organism in Eukaryota, Viridiplantae, Streptophyta, Magnoliopsida, Fabales, Fabaceae. The transcript is spliced from 2 exons.